Molecule: messenger RNA, 959 nt
Organism: Trametes versicolor FP-101664 SS1
Lineage: Eukaryota; Fungi; Basidiomycota; Agaricomycetes; Polyporales; Polyporaceae
Exons: 4
Coding region: 1-816 (271 amino acids)
Source: RefSeq, a predicted model, not a curated record
AUGUCUCAAGCUGGAGCUACGACACCCGAGAUCAUCGCACGAGCUCAUAAAUCUAGAGUAGCCAGAUGGCGCGCUGCCGAUGUCUUCAUCUGGUAUCGAGACAGGGAUUUCGGUGAUGAAGUCGUUGCAUGCUUCAACUCCUCCGUCACUGGGCCUCUGACGGUCAAUACCCUGAUUCGCUGGUUCACCAUUCUCAAACCCUGGGACGUCGAGAUGGGGUUUACACCGGUGAAGUUGGAGUGUCCGAAGUACCUCAGGUAUACCUUCAGGCCAUCCACCGAUGUUCCGUUGGAGAAUUCGGCAAUGUGCGGCCCACUCGCAAGGCAGUGGGAUGACGAGGACGAGCCCCCGGAAAUGGAAGUGAUUGUAAACAUCAUACCCAUGCAUGCGGACGUGUAUGAGCUGUGGAUGAAAAACAUGCUCAGCGUCGACGUCGAGGACGGAAACCGAAUCGUCGCCUUCCAUCCCUCCGUCCGCAAACGCAUCAAUCUGUCCGCCGCACUCACAGCUGGUCCGGACACCGAGCGCGACAUAUUCCUUCGCGAGCAUUUUCACUACUCGCUUAUCAUACAGCUGACAGGGGGGAAUGUCACCGAAGACUUCCGCCUGAUUGACGUGCACAACUUCAUCGAAAACGUCAAAAUCGGUCAGGACGGACAGCCGAUGGACCUGGAGGAGGCAAAAUGGAAGACCCUCAUUGGUGCGGUGGUGCGAGAGGAGAUACAGGCCAGGCCCCGACCGCCUACCAAGGCCGACUCCGAUGACGAUGGGUACGACGAACUAGACGAGAUUGACGAGCACAGCGAAGAUGACUGAGGCACACACGACGAGAGCGAAGACGAAGGUGGAAGUGACUACGACCAAGAGCCUAGUGACGUCCACACGCAGAUCCUCGACUCCCGCCUCACGCGUACACCGCUUCUAUCCAUAUUCAUCGUCUCUGCCCGCUCGCAUCCUCA